Molecule: messenger RNA, 4910 nt
Organism: Oncorhynchus nerka (sockeye salmon)
Lineage: Eukaryota; Metazoa; Chordata; Actinopteri; Salmoniformes; Salmonidae
Product: gap junction alpha-9 protein-like
Exons: 1
Coding region: 2238-3680 (480 amino acids)
Biological process (GO): cell-cell signaling
Cellular component (GO): connexin complex
Molecular function (GO): gap junction channel activity
Source: RefSeq, a predicted model, not a curated record
ACACCGGAUAGGACAGGAGAAGUACUCCAGAUAUAACAAACUGACCCUAGCCCCCCGACACAUAAACUACUGCAGCAUAAAUACUGGAGGCUGAGACAGGAGGGGUCAGGAGUCAUUGUGGCCCCAUCCGAGGACACCACAGGACAGGGCCAAACAGGAAGGAUAUAACCCCACGCACUUUGCCAAGACAUUUUGCCACAACUUUGGAAGUAUGCUUGGGGUCAUUGUCCAUUUGGAUGAUAGUUUGUCAACAAGAAAUUUGUGGCGUGGUUGAAAAACGAGUUUUAAUGACUCCAACCUAAGUUUAUGUAAACUUCCGACUUCAACUGUACCCUUAACAUCUGUGGUAAUCAGGUUUUUAGCUCAUUUCAAAUUCAGGCAGUCAAUUUAGAAGUUAACUGAAAUUCCAAUUGAAAGAUUGAAAAAAGGGAAUCUAUUUUCUGAAAAGGAGACACUAUUUAUGUGAGAAGUUUGGAUUUUAAAAAUUCAUAUCACUUCCUGAAUUGACUGACUUCAAUUGCCACAAGCCAGAGUAAUUGAUUUCUUGUAAAUGGAUACAAAUGUUGUCAACUGCCAGAGAUAACUUAAUUACAGAGGGGAAGCACCAGAGUAUGAAAUCGGACAUGACCCAUUGAUUGCAUUACAAGAGUAAAAAAAACAACAUAGAUCUGAAAGAGUUGUGUGCCAUGGCAUUAUGUUGUUUGGGAGGGAUACCAGAACCAGUAACUGAUUUCAAAAUAAACUCCCAUCACAUUGCCUAUAUAUACCAUGAUCAUCAAACAUCAGAUUAACUGCACCAAACAUCUCUCAUGGGGGCUAUGGAGUCUCCAACAACAGCCUAUAGAAUCUUCAGACGGUAGACAAGCGUGAACCUAGUAAGUAAGCCAUCUGUCCAGUACAACAACUUCCCAUGCUUCGCUCUUAGAUUCCUGGCUAUACAUUCAAGCCAUACUAGACUGUUCAAAUGUAAGUUUAGCUAGUCCUUUAGGAGAAGCCAAAUAUGUUUUUAUAAAAAGUAAUUUUUUGGGACUAAUUCCACUGUUUCUUUUUAAUUAAGGACAUAUUACUUAACUAACCUAUAACCCUGAAUCAAUAAAUGGCAAGCAUGAAUAGGCUGAAACAAUUGCUGUGUGGCUAUGAUUUAUCUUGUACUGUAUUGGUAGAACUCUGAUGAUUGAUUUUAUCAUCUCGCUGACUGACCAGAAACUGGCACUGGCUGCUGUCUCAACUGUUCAGUCGUACGUAGUGUACUGUCCCUAUUGCUGACACUGGCAACCCUGGUAACAUUCGGGUCACAAGUUCAGGUGAUGCGCAUCAACAGAUGUGGAGGGGGCACAAACGAUUUUUCUUAAAGCUUUUUGGUGGCCUCAUCGCGGCUGGAUGACCCGCGGGGAUUUAAAUCACAGACAGUCUGUCCAUGCUGCUGCAAGGUAAAUGGAAAUGACUCUCAUUGAUUUCUCUCAUUUGUUUAUAAAUUAAAUCACAGAGGGGAAUGCCUUUACUUUUAGUAAAACAGGACUACCGAAAGGAGCAAGAGAGGAAAAUAAUAAACAUGAUGCUAACCGACUGCUUGCUUAUUCGUACAUUUUGAUAUGCUUUACAAAUAUGUGAUGCUCCAUAUUCAUGAUAAAUUUAAAAUCUGUCUUCGAUGUACAUUUCCUUUUUUUUCCUGAUAAAGGUAUGUUGCAAUUCAUUAUUUGUAUGUAAUUAUAUGUGUUGAUAUGAAAGGACUUAUGCAUUAUUUUAAUUGGUAAAUCAACCUUUGUGGGAUUACAAUAGUCAGUGGAAUAAUAUUUUUCAUACAGUAUUUGUUAAUGAAAUACAGAUUUUAAAACAAACUCCAUAGAAAAUAACAUUUACAUAUUUUAAGAUGUAUUGUUAAAUACUAAUGUAAGGAAUGUAGUUGCUAAUUGUUAAACACCAAAUUGUGGCUUGAAAGUUGGCUGUAUGGUUUAUAUAGAUAUUAAUAUGACUAAAUGUCUUAUUUCACAACAACAAAAAAUCCUUGGUUUUAGGUAAACCCUAAAUGCUUUUGCUCAUUAUUGGAGAGGAAUGUCCCUUUAUGUCCAAUUAGAAUUUCUGAGCAAUAUUUCUGUCCAAUGAGGGGCCUUAGGCUCAAGAGCCAUCCCAAAAGGCAAGAGUUCCAUAUAGCCUCUUUAACAUGAUAAAAUUGCCUCCAUCCUCUCUCCACCCCUGCCUUGCCUCCUACUGACAGACACAACGAUGCCCGUGUAAAGAUGGGGGAUUGGAAUUUUCUAGGGGGGAUAUUGGAGGAGGUGCAUAUCCACUCCACUAUGGUGGGAAAGAUCUGGCUCACCAUCCUAUUCAUCUUCCGCAUGCUGGUGCUGGGUGUGGCGGCCGAGGACGUGUGGAACGAUGAGCAGGCCGACUUCAUCUGCAACACGGAGCAGCCCGGGUGCCGGAACGUCUGCUACGACCUGGCUUUCCCCAUCUCCCUCAUCCGCUUCUGGGUCCUUCAGGUCAUCUUUGUCUCAUCGCCCUCGCUGGUGUACAUGGGCCAUGCUCUCUACCGCCUCCGAGCCCUGGAGAAGGAGCGGCAGAAAAAGAAGGUCCUGCUGCGUCGCGAGCUGGAGCUGGUAGACGUGGAGAUGGUGGCAGCUCGGAAAACGAUUGAGCGAGAGGUGAGGCAACUGGAGCAAAGCAAGCUCAACAAGGCUCCGCUGUCGGGGUCCCUGCUGCGCACCUACGUGGCCCACAUCAUUACCCGCUCUGCCGUGGAGGUAGGCUUUAUAACGGGCCAGUACAUCCUCUAUGGCUUCCAGCUCUCCCCUCUCUUCAAGUGCGAGCGUGAUCCUUGCCCCAACGCGGUGGACUGCUUCGUCUCCCGGCCCACAGAGAAGAGUGUCUUCAUGGUCUUUAUGCAAUGCAUCGCAGUAGUCUCCCUCUUCCUAAACAUCUUGGAGAUCAUGCACCUGGGCUACAAGAAGGUCAAGAAGGGCAUCCUGGAUUACUAUCCACACCUGCAAGACGAGCUUGACGACUUCUACUCAAGCAAAACCAAGAAAGACUCCAUGGUGCAUCAGACAGGCAUUGCUUCCUCCGGCUGCAAGCCCACCAUGGCCUCCGCGCCCAGUGGCUACAACCUCCUACUGGAGCGGGCCCAGGACGGUCACACCUACCCCUCCCUUAUCAACCCCUCUGCCUUCCUCCCUGUUCAGGGUGAACUGGCUGGUAAACAGAGUGUGGAAGAACUAAAAAAUGCUGCACAUAGCCUGACAGAGCACAACUCCAACUCCAAUAACACCAGCAGUGACAGCCGCUCACCACCCUGCGACUCACUGACCCCGCCAAAGCAGGAGGAGCCAGAGGAGUCUGCAGACUCUCCCAUGCGCCCAAGGAACGCAUCUCACGCUUCCUCCUGCCCGACAUUGCUAGUAGGUGCCGGAAGGAAAACAUGGAGGGUCAAUGCUCCCUCAAAUUGUUCCACAGUGGUGGAAGGCAAAAGCUCAGACACAGAUUCUUAUGGGGGUGCUAAGGCCAGUGGUGGGUACCAAGCCCGGACUGCAUCGGAACCCAAAAUGCGUCCCUCCACCCCAGAAUCACUGGAGGAAUCAAGUUCAGGGUCACAGCAUAGUCCGAGACCACCCUCUUCCAGUCGCCGACCAUCAUCCACAAGCAACGCAAGCAGUAGGCGAGCCCCCACAGAUUUACAAGUUUGAAUGCCAAGAGUAAAAACCUUAUCUUUUCCCUUAUCAGACAAGGAAACUUCAGUUCAAACACAAGAUCAGAAGAACUUUACACGAGUUGUGACAUUGUGCGAACUGCUUUGGAGGUGGAUCUGUUGCAGUAGCCCAGUAAAAUGGAUAGAUCUGUUUUAUAAGAUGGCACCUCUUUGUUUCUGGACUGUUGAACUCCUCUACUUGGUAGUUUAUUUUUGUAUUCACCAGCUUCAAAGCCUCUGUCAUACUUUGUGAUGACGCAAGACAUCGAUCAAACAUUGGGUGUGGGGAUUUUCUGUUGGGAAUAUUGACCAGCUUUUAAGUGUUGCAGCUAAAACAGGAAAAAACAACAGUACAGAUCACACAGCAGUGACACCGUUGAAUGGUUUCUGUGUGUUCCGGUCCAUUUUAAACACCAUUGUUUAGAGAGAAACCAUGAAAAUAUGUCUUAGUGCUAGAACUAUGGCUAUGUUUAGACAGGCAGUCCAAUUCAGAAUUUUGAUUCAUUAAUUGGUCUUUUGAACAAUCAAAUCAGCUCUGAAAAAGAUCUGAUUGGUCAAAAGACCAAUUAGUGGAAAAAUAUCAGAAUUGGGUUGCCUGUCUAAAACUCAGCCAAAGCAGCUUAUUGACCACUGAAAAGAGAGUGUGUAGUCUAAAUAAUGUAUAUUGCAUGAAAGACCUAAUUUCAUAUUUAUAAAAGCUUAUAUCUAGAUUUUUAUUUUGCAUUAACUAUGUCCAUACUAUCAUCGUAAAACCAUGUAUGACGGUUACAAUGGCCCUGUUGAUGAACUUGUCUCCACGUUCUUUUAGGCACAGCUUUUCUGUUGUUGGGGCAUUUCAAUUAACGCCAGCAGAGCCUCUGGGCACACAGUACAAAAGUGAUAUCAUGAUGUAAGAUUUCUACAUUGUAACAAAUAUGUUAAUGUGAUUAAAAAAAGGAAAAGACCAUUAUGUUACCGUUUGUUUACUAGAGACAAAGCAUUGGUAUGCAGUAGGCUGAAGUACACUGAAAGCAGAAAAAGGGGGGUUUGCUUUUAUGAGAGGGAGGAGACAAUCAUAAAGGGACAAAAGCUAUAUUUCAAUAUAUCAAAUAUACAAAAUAAGUUAAAUAUUUAAACAGAGUAUAAAGAAAAUAAAAAAGAACAGAGGUGUAUAAACUCCCUUGCCUCCCGUUGUUGGUUUUGGCUUGUCAUAAAAAUCAUAGUUUCUAACAAACUGACUUCAAUAAAG